AUGGGCGGCAAUAGUGUCGUGGUGGUAAAUAUGAAGAUGGUCGAUAGCAAUAUGAAAAGUAAACAUUUACAAGACAUGAUAAGUUAUGCUUGUGGGAAAAAAAAAGAGCUUUUUGUUCUCUAUUAUGCAUCUCCUUUGUCGGAUCUUGAUACUCACCUGGUUCUUGAUUUGGCUAUCUAUGGAGCAGACGAAAUCGACCCAGAUAUGAAUUUGGUCAAGGGUUGUGGCGGAUCGUUGCGUCGUGAAAAAGUCAUCGAGGUUUGUUGCAAGAAACUUGUGGUGAUUGUUGAUGAAACGAAGCUGGUGGAUUAUGUCGGAGGAAGUAGGUUAGCCAUGUCGGUGGAAAUCGUUUCGUUUUGCUGGAAAUUUACAACACAAAAGCUUCAAUCGUUGUUUGAAGAAGCCGAUUGUGUUCCGAAGCUCUGUGUUUUGCCGAAAAAUGGUAAGGCAUAUGUUAUUGAUAACGGGAAUUUCAUAAUCAAUUUGUAUUUCAAGAAAGAUAUUGGGGGUUUAAAAGUUGUCGAUGAUGCAAUAUCGAGACCAGCCAACGUGGUGGACCAUGGGAUGAUGUUUAUUGACAUGGUUACUACUUUGAUUGUGGCCGGAGAGUUGGGAGCUAGGGUUAGGAAUAAGUGUUAG
This is a messenger RNA of Cynara cardunculus var. scolymus (artichoke), 639 nucleotides long. RefSeq names its product probable ribose-5-phosphate isomerase 2. Gene Ontology annotation, molecular function: ribose-5-phosphate isomerase activity. The record is from RefSeq and is a predicted model, not a curated record. The coding region runs from base 1 to 639 and encodes 212 amino acids. The transcript has 2 exons. Lineage: Eukaryota; Viridiplantae; Streptophyta; Magnoliopsida; Asterales; Asteraceae. Gene Ontology annotation, biological process: pentose-phosphate shunt, non-oxidative branch.